Messenger RNA from Juglans microcarpa x Juglans regia, 488 nucleotides. Its product is annotated as histone H4. Bases 47 to 358 code for a protein of 103 amino acids. Gene Ontology annotation, molecular function: protein heterodimerization activity; structural constituent of chromatin; DNA binding. Gene Ontology annotation, biological process: nucleosome assembly. The transcript has a single exon. Gene Ontology annotation, cellular component: nucleosome. Lineage: Eukaryota; Viridiplantae; Streptophyta; Magnoliopsida; Fagales; Juglandaceae. The record is from RefSeq and is a predicted model, not a curated record.
ACUGCAAAUACCGAAAAGACGCAGAAUAGAGAGCAAGUAGCAGAAGAUGUCAGGAAGAGGGAAGGGAGGCAAGGGAUUGGGAAAGGGAGGUGCGAAACGGCACCGUAAGGUACUGAGGGACAACAUCCAGGGCAUCACCAAGCCCGCUAUCCGACGACUCGCGAGGCGUGGUGGAGUCAAGCGCAUCAGCGGCCUCAUCUACGAGGAGACCCGUGGCGUUCUCAAGAUCUUCCUCGAGAACGUGAUCCGCGACGCCGUUACCUACACAGAGCAUGCUCGCCGCAAGACUGUAACCGCCAUGGACGUCGUCUAUGCCUUGAAGCGGCAGGGCAGAACCCUCUACGGCUUUGGGGGCUAAGGAGGUUUGAGUUCCUGUGAUUAGAUGGCUUAGAAUUAGGGUCAAUUAAAAUUGGGGGUUCAUUGUAUCGGGCUUAAUUUGUUGACAUGUCACUGAAUCGAGAAAUGAACCAACAUCACUAUUUAAGUUC